Messenger RNA from Mucor mucedo, 3686 nucleotides. RefSeq names its product E1-E2 ATPase family protein. Gene Ontology annotation, biological process: intracellular calcium ion homeostasis. The transcript has 7 exons. Lineage: Eukaryota; Fungi; Mucoromycota; Mucoromycetes; Mucorales; Mucoraceae. Gene Ontology annotation, molecular function: ATP binding; ATP hydrolysis activity; P-type ion transporter activity. Bases 39 to 3623 code for a protein of 1194 amino acids. Gene Ontology annotation, cellular component: endoplasmic reticulum membrane. The record is from RefSeq and is a predicted model, not a curated record.
CUGCAUUUCUUCAUCCUCUUGUAGUUUAUUGCUGAAUCAUGACGCAAACUCUUGUUCAGUCUGAACGGGUUGCUUCUGCAUCACUGUUGAGGCCGUUGCCUAGAAAAUGGCACCUGUAUAUUUGGCCAUUUGUUAGUAUUUUAUAUCCUGUAUUUACCUAUGUCUAUAAAUAUCAUUACGAUACCUAUCUUGGCUCUGAAGAAUGGACUUUUGUCUCUCUUGGUAGUAUUAUUACCUUGCACGCAAUGACCUUCUUGGUGUGCCAGUGGAGUGUUGAUAUGAAGGCUCUUUUCACCUGUGUCAAAGAAUCUGACGUUCAUAAAGCAAAUAUUAUUAAAAUUGUGCCUUUCCGUUAUCAAGGAAAGGGCACUCUUGUACCUUUGGAACAUAGCAAAGGUCUCAACAAUGAGGAUGAGAUUUCGUUCUUGUUUCAACAAAAGAAAUUCAUUUACAACACUGACAAGAAGCAAUUCCAAAAACUUCUUUAUCCUUCUGAUCUCAACCACACUGUUAAACCAUACCAAAGUACCAAAGGUUUAACUACAAAAACCGAAAUCGAAUCUCUCACACACUCUUAUGGUCUGAACAAAUUUGAGAUUCCUUUGCCUACGUUUGGUGAGCUCUUUAAAGAGCAUGCCGUUGCACCUUUCUUUGUUUUCCAGAUCUUUUGUGUUGGCCUUUGGUGUUUGGAUGAAUACUGGUAUUAUUCACUCUUUACCCUCUUCAUGUUGGUUGUCUUUGAAUGUACCGUUGUUUAUCAACGUCUUCGUACUAUUGGUGAAUUCCGUGGUAUGAAUCAAAAGCCUUAUCCCGUUUACGUAAAGAGAGAGAAGAAGUGGAUCCAAAUCCAAAGUGACGAUCUUUUACCUGGAGAUGUUGUUUCAAUUGUUCGUACCAAGGAAGAUCAAGGUGUUCCUUGUGAUUUGGUCAUCGCCGAUGGUUCUUGCAUCGUCAACGAAGCUAUGCUUUCUGGUGAAUCCACUCCUUUACUCAAGGAAUCUGUUCAACUCAGAGACCCCAAUGACGAAUUCGAUAUGAAUGUCGUUGACAGAUUAUAUGUGCUUUAUGGUGGUACCAAAGUCCUUCAGGUAACUUCUCCCAAGGUUGAAGCUCCUCCUGAUAAUGGUUGUGUUUGCGUUGUAGCUCGUACUGGUUUCGGUACAUCUCAAGGUGAACUUGUACGUACCAUGAUUUUCUCUACUGAACGUGUCUCUGCCAACAAUUUUGAAGCCUUGUUGUUCAUUCUUUUCUUGUUGAUUUUCGCCAUUGCCGCCUCUGGUUAUGUCUGGCAAAAGGGCGUAGAGAAUGACCGUAAGAGGUCCAAGCUCUUAUUAGAUUGUAUUUUGAUUAUUACCUCUGUUGUUCCCCCUGAGCUCCCCAUGGAAUUAAGUUUGGCUGUCAACAGUAGUUUGGUCGCUCUUUCCAAAUAUGCUAUUUACUGUACUGAACCUUUCCGUAUCCCUUAUGCUGGUAGAGUUGAUGUCUGUUGUUUCGAUAAGACCGGUACUUUGACUGGUGAAGAUCUUGUGUUUGAAGGUGUUGCUUAUGCUGAACCCAGUAAGCCCGCUACCGAACUUUCCAAUGCUACUGAAGUACCUGAUACUACCAAGUGGGUCUUAGCCAGUGCUCAUGCUUUAGUUCAAUUGGAUGAUGGUAUUGUUGGUGAUCCUAUGGAAAAGGAAACUCUCAAGGCUCUUGAAUGGGAUUUGGGACCUAACGAUCUUGUUUUCCCCAAGGGUGAAAAGAGAGGUCAAAACUUACAAAUCCGUCGUCGUUAUCAAUUCUCCUCUGCUUUAAAGCGUCAAUCCUCUGUUGCUACCUUGAUUCAUCCUUCCAUGGAAGGACCCAAGACUUUUGUUUCUGUAAAGGGUGCCCCCGAAACUCUUAAGAAUAUGUACACUCAUGUACCCGAAAACUACGUUGAUACCUACAGACAUUUCACAAGAAAGGGAAGUAGAGUUUUAGCUCUCGGUUACAAGAUGUUGGAUCAAAACUUGAGUCAAAACCAAAUCAACGAUCUUUCUCGUGAAUCUGUUGAGUCUAAACUUGUUUUUGCUGGCUUCAUUGUCUUUACUUGUCCUCUCAAGGAUGAUGCUAUUGAGGCUUUAAAGGAACUGAACGAAUCUUCUCAUCGCUGUAUCAUGAUCACCGGUGAUAACCCAUUGACUGCCUGCGCCGUUGCUCGUGAAGUGGCUAUUGUUGAACGUGAUGUAUUGAUUGUGGAUAGAGAUGAAACUAGAAAGGAUAAUUUGGUUGUGUUCCAUUCUAUUGAUGAAACCUACCGUGUCGAAGUCAGUCCUGAGGAACCUUUGGAUAAGAAGCUUUUGGAGCAAUAUGAUUUAUGUUUAACAGGUGCUGCCAUGAGUCAAUUCAUGCUUCAUAAGGAUAACAUGAAUGUCAUUCUUGAACAUACUUGGGUUUAUGCUCGUGUUUCUCCCUCUCAAAAGGAGUACCUUUUAACAGGUUUGAAGGAUCUUGGUUAUACUACUUUGAUGGCUGGUGACGGUACCAACGAUGUGGGUGCUUUAAAGCAAGCUCAUAUUGGUGUUGCUCUUUUGGAUGGUACCCCCGAGGAUCUUCAAAAGAUUGCUGAGCGUCAAAGAAUCGAACGUAUGAAGGCCAUGUAUGAACAACAAAAGAGUAUCUCUGCUCGUUUUAACCAACCUCCUCCUCCUCCUCCUCCCGCUAUCGCUCAUCUUUACCCUGAAUUUGCUGCUCAACUUGCUCAACAACAGGCUAAUCAAAACUUGACUCCUGCUCAAAUUCGUCAACAAGAACAAAAGAAGAAGAUUGAAGAGGCAACUCAAAAAAUGAUGGAAGGUAUGGAUAUGGAAGAACCUCCUACUAUCAAGUUUGGUGAUGCUUCUGUCGCUGCUCCUUUCACUUCUAAACUUCGUAACGUCACUGCUAUCAAUAACAUUAUUCGUCAAGGCCGUUGUACACUUGUUGCUACUAUCCAAAUGUACAAGAUUUUAGCUUUGAAUUGUUUGAUUUCCGCUUAUAGUUUAUCUGUCUUGUAUCUUGAUGGUAUUAAAUUUGGGGAUCUUCAAGUCACCAUCUCUGGUAUGUUGAUGGCUGUUUGUUUCCUUUGUAUCUCUCGCGGUAAGCCUCUUCAAAAGUUGUCCAAGGAACGUCCUCAACCCAACAUUUUCAACCCCUAUAUUAUCUUGUCUGUCUUGGGUCAAUUUGCUAUCCAUAUCAUUUCUUUGGUCUAUAUCAAUGCGCUUGCUAAAUCCUUGGAACCACCAAAGGAGGUUGAUUUGGAAGGAGAAUUCGAACCUAGUUUAUUAAACAGUGCCGUCUAUCUUAUCCAAUUAUCCAUGCAAGUAUCUACAUUUGCCAUCAAUUAUCAAGGUUAUCCUUUCCGUGAGCGUAUCCAAGAUAACAAGGCCUUAUACUACGGUUUAAUGUCUGUCGGUGGUAUUGCUUUAGCUGGUGCUACUGAGAUGUGGCCUGAGGUCAACGAUCAACUUAAGCUUGUUAGAUUCCCUGGAACCUUCCGCUACAAGUUAACACUUUGUAUGAUCCUCGAUUUCGGUAUUGCUUACACUAUUGAAAAGGUCGCCAAGUUUUGCUUUGCCGAUAAUCGUGCAAAGGCAAUUGCUAGAAGAGGAAAAGAUUAGAGAAAUUAUAUUUAAUAACAAAAAUAAAAACUGGGACUACUUGUUUAUUUAAUCAAGUAAAAA